GAAUAGGUCUCUUUAUAAACGCGUGUAGGAGUGAGAAAAUAUGUGUUUUAUAUACUAAACGCUAUUUAGCUCAGUGAAUACACUCGCGCUGAAAGAAAGAACUGGAUUAAAGACACGGCAAAGCUGCGUUCAAGGUCCUUUAUUGAAUUCUGACUGUCCCCUCCCACUUCUUCGUAUCCUAGCAGCGGAGCUCAGAGCUGUCUCCUGAUUGGUUCAUUUCCAAGAAUCCGCCAUAUUCAAAGUUCCACCGCGGUGUGUGCUCUGUUGUCAUCGACCUCCUGCUUUCUUUGUACACAUCGGACUAGUUUUCAUACGCAUUUUUCCCACAUAGCUGUAACUAAGUUUUGGUUUUGCUAAUUUUACAACGAGACCUGUCGCACAAUGGAAGAAAACGAAGACGCUAGCGGAAGAAUGGUGGGAAACAGGAAGGGGAAACUUCGAAGGGUGUCAUCGAGAACGUCUACUACCAGUGUCAUUAGCGCGUCGCAGCCGUCUCCUGAAAGACUCCUGAGAAACCACACCAAGAAACCCCCUCUGCAGAGAGGCAGCUCCUUCACCUUUCUUACUCCAGGGACCCCGUGGGACUUCAGUCUUAAAAGAAAGCGCAAAGAAAAGGAUGAUGACACGGUCAGUUUGUCCAGCUUCGACCUCAAGGAACCAAGUAACAAGCGAGUAAGAUCACUGGCCAAAGUUUCUUCACUUGUCAACCUGAUAUCUCCUUCAAAGAAUGGAGCAGUGCGGCGCUUCGGCCAGACCAUACAGUCAAUGUCAUUACGUAGUGAUACCAAGUCACCUGGGACGUCCCUGAAAGCCAGCAGCAAGGCAGCGGGUCCCACCCCCACAAAACGCAGGAACAGCACACUGUGGUCAGAGACACUGGACAUCCAUCAGAAGAGCACAUUCUCCUCCAAAGAGAUCAAGAGACAAGAGGCAAUUUAUGAGCUCUACCGUGGGGAGCAGGAUCUCAUAGAAGAUCUUCAACUUGCACGAAAGGCUUAUCAUGAUCCUAUGCUGAAGCUCUCUAUCAUGACAGAGGAGGAACUAGCUCACAUAUUUGGGGACCUGGAUGCAUAUAUUCCCUUACAUGAAGACUUAUUGAUGAAACUGACCGAGGGAACUGGCUCAGAUGGAACAGUGGCUCAGAUUGGGCAGAUCGUAAUAAACUGGCUGCCUGGUCUGAAUGCUUACAAAAACUACUGCAGCAACCAGCUUGCAGCCAAAGCCCUGCUGGAUCAGAAAAAACAGGACAAGCGGGUCCAGGACUUCCUGCAGCGCUGUCUGGAGUCGCCUUUCAGCAGGAAGCUGGACCUCUGGAGCUUCCUCGACAUCCCACGUUCGCGACUAGUCAAAUACCCCCUGCUGCUGCGAGAGAUUCUCAGACACACUCCUCCUGAUCAUCCAGAUGUAGCCAGCCUGGAGAAAGCUAUCACUAUAAUCCAGGAGAUUCUGUCUGAAAUCAAUGUGAGAAAAGGCGAGUCUGAGUGUAAGUACUACAUUGACAAACUGGAGUACUUGGAUGAAAAGCAGCGUGACCCCCUCAUAGACAAAUGCAACGCACUCCUUUGUCACGGAGAGCUGCGGAACAAGAGUGGCUCGAGGCUGCAUGUGUUCCUCUUCUCUGAGCUGCUGGUUCUGACCCGACCGGUGACGCGCAACGAGAGGAGCUGCUUCCAGGUGUAUCGACAGCCCAUCCCCGUUUGCGAUUUGGCUUUGGAGGACCUGCAAGACGGAGAGAUACGCAUGGGGGGGUCGUUCAGAGGGGCCUUCACCUCAGGAGAGAAAGCUAAGAAUGUGUUCCGUGUGAGGUCGGUGGACACGGCCCAUGGCCAGUCCCACACCCUGUACGUCAACGACGUUUACCACAAGCAGCAGUGGCUCAACUGUUUACGCACGGCGUUGGCCCGACAGCAGGGGGCUCCACCCCAGCAGGAAGAAGCUAUCAGAGGCAAGCGUCGCUCCUCCGCCCUCUGUAACGAAGAGGCAGACGAGAACUGCCCGUCCGUCUGUGGCCCCAAGCUGAGGCCGCAGACCCUCUCCAAAACCAGACUGGACCAGACAGUACGAGCCUCUCAAAUGAGGAAGGAAACGGGAGUGUAGACAUUCGGCCCAAGGUGACGGCUCGUUAGAGGUUCUUCUCUGACAGAUGAUCAGUGACUCUCAACCACUUUGUGAUUUCGCUUUGUCUCUAGCUGCACUGAAAGGCCUUUCCAGUCAUUUCCGUCCAAACGUGUAUCAACUUUUUGUCUUAGAAAGCUUAGUUUACAAAGGAGUGAUAUGUGCCAGCGUACGCGAGAUGUUUACACAGCCUGAAUGUGUAAAACCGGGGGUUCUGUGUCUAAAACUGUUUUUUACCACUUGUAGCUUUGUUGUCUUCUCCAGCAGUGACGCAUGUAAAAUGUUUUUUUUCCACAGUGAUCAGAGUUUAAACUAGGACAGGCUGUGUUGCCUGAGCUUUGAGGACAGGAAGCAUUGGGGUGAGACGACAAAAAAUGCUCCUUAGAUCUAAGAUAUUGUGAGUGAGAACUUUCACCACACAGCGACAAACUGAAAACAUUUCUUGGAAUGAAGAAAUGAGAUCAAUCUAAUUAUAUUGAGUGGACUCUGUUAAGUAGAAAAAAAAUAAAACAUUUAGUUUA
Messenger RNA from Betta splendens (Siamese fighting fish), 2636 nucleotides. Its product is annotated as neuroepithelial cell-transforming gene 1 protein-like. The record is from RefSeq and is a predicted model, not a curated record. Bases 382 to 2097 code for a protein of 571 amino acids. Gene Ontology annotation, molecular function: guanyl-nucleotide exchange factor activity. Gene Ontology annotation, biological process: intracellular signal transduction; positive regulation of Rho protein signal transduction. NCBI's taxonomy places the organism in Eukaryota, Metazoa, Chordata, Actinopteri, Anabantiformes, Osphronemidae. The transcript has 12 exons.